This is a messenger RNA of Stylonychia lemnae, 1188 nucleotides long. The record is from the annotation of a GenBank genome assembly. Lineage: Eukaryota; Ciliophora; Spirotrichea; Sporadotrichida; Oxytrichidae.
AUGGGAUAGUUCGGAGUUAACGUAUAGAAAGGUGAACUAGCAAAGAAUGGCAAAGAGGCUCUUCAAGUAGCCAGCAAACUUAGUGCAAAAGGUGGUCUCAUUCUAAAGGCUUAAGUUAAAGCAGGAGGCAGAGGUAAGGGUCAUCUCACCAGUGGACUCAAGGGUGGAGUCUAAAUUUGCAAAACCCCAGAGGAAGUUGCCUAGAAGACAGAUUAAAUGAUCGGAUACAAUCUCAUUACUCAUCAAACUCCCCCACAAGGAUUAUUAGUUAAAUCAGUCCUCGUCCAUGAGGGAGUUGAUAUUGAUGGACAGAUUUAUUUAGCAUUCUUGCACGAUAGAAAGAAUCAAGGCUUAUGUGUUGUUAGCAGCACCAAGGGAGGUAUGGAUAUUGAAGAAGUUGCUCAUUCAGAUCCAGACGCCAUUUAAGUUCACACAAUUGAUAUUAGAAAGGGAUUCAGCGAGCAAGAUGCCCUGAAAAUUGCAGAAUCACUUAAACUUGAAGGAAAGACUAAAACUUAAGCAAUUGAGCAACUUUAAAAGUUAUAUAACAUGUUCCUCAAGUUAGAUGCUACUCAAAUUGAAAUUAAUCCAUGGGCUAUAACUCCAGAUCUUGAUCUGUAUUGUGUAGAUGCAAAAAUUAACAUUGACGAUAACGCUUUGUUCAGACAUUAAGACAUUGUUGAGAUGCACACACAAAGCGCCUCUAGCGCUGAUGUUGACCCUAAUGAAGAAAAAGCUGUUGCAGCUGGACUUAAUUAUAUCGCCCUCGAUGGUAACAUCGGAUGCAUGGUUAAUGGUGCUGGUCUCGCUAUGGCUACUAUGGAUAUAAUUUCUUAAAAAGGAGGAAGCCCUGCUAACUUCCUUGAUGUUGGUGGAAGCGCCUCAACUGAUCAAGUAAAGACUGCCUUUGAGAUUCUAAGUCAACACCCAUAAGUUAAGGCCAUCUUUGUUAACAUCUUCGGAGGUAUCAUGAAAUGCGAUGUUAUUGCUGAGGGAAUCAUCAAGGCAGCUUAAUUAGUAGAAGUAAAGAUACCAAUCGUUGUUAGACUUACAGGAACAAAUGCAGACAAGGCUUUCACACUUAUGAAUGAUUUUGCCGAGAAAAACAAAGGAAAAAUUAAUGUUAUUGUUAAUAGAGACUUCGAUUCAGCAGCAGAUGCUGUUGUCUCAGAAGCCGCUAAAAUCUGA